This is a messenger RNA of Sander lucioperca (pikeperch), 3719 nucleotides long. It is a transcript of the gene usp16, whose product is annotated as ubiquitin specific peptidase 16. Bases 245 to 2791 code for a protein of 848 amino acids. The record is from RefSeq and is a predicted model, not a curated record. Gene Ontology annotation, biological process: regulation of cell cycle; regulation of gene expression. Gene Ontology annotation, cellular component: nucleus; cytosol. Gene Ontology annotation, molecular function: zinc ion binding; cysteine-type endopeptidase activity; cysteine-type deubiquitinase activity. Lineage: Eukaryota; Metazoa; Chordata; Actinopteri; Perciformes; Percidae. The transcript is spliced from 18 exons.
GGCCCCAUCACAUUUUGUUCCUCCGUUGUCUCAUGUGUCAGUUUUUUCUGCCGAAUCAGCGGAGUGGUUUCUCGCGAAAUUGAAAGUUUUAGACCCCGUUUGUUAUCCGAAGGCUCGCUCAUUUUAAAGCUGAAACGUUAAUCCGUAAACCGAGUUAACUCUGUCCGGAUGAGAGGGUUAAUCCACACAAAGUACACCAAACUGAAAAGUGUGAAGGUUUUAGGCUCCGUUUGAGACAGUGAACAUGGGAAAGAAAAGGGGGAAGGACAAGAGCUCCAGAGAGGACGAUGACAUUGAACUGACAGGUCCAUCCUGCAGGCAUAUUAAGAAGGGGACAGACCAAACUCUUUUAAAGAAACUCUCCGGGAAUUCUGAUUGGACGAGUUGCCAGGAUUGUAAGCAUGAAGAAAAUAAAGAAAAUAUCAGCUCCACCGCACCCCAGGACUCUGAAGAGGAAAAAGAAACAGCAUCCGUAUGGAUGUGCUUAAAAUGUGGCCAUAGAGGAUGUGGACGUAACUCUGAGAACCAGCAUGCCAUCAAACAUUCUGAGACUCCUCGGUCGGAUCCACAUUGCCUGGUGAUCAGUCUGGACAACUGGAGUGUGUGGUGUUACAUAUGUGAUGAUGAAGUCCGGUACUCCAGAACCGGACAUUUGGCUCAGCUGGUGACCAACCUACAAAAGCAAACGUCUGCAGAUCCCAUAAAGAGACCACAGAAAAGAGUGAAGGAGGAAGACAGCUUGUUGGAAGUUGAUCAGAAGACAGACACUGUAAAAGCAGAUAAAAGUGAGGACGUGGAAAACAAAGAAAACAAGGACCGCCAAAAGAAAAAUGCCAAGAAAGAGAGUGUUGGGAAAUCCCCAAAGUCUGGCACAUCUGAAGACAAUGGUGGUGUUUCAGUAAAGGGGCUGAGCAACCUGGGAAACACAUGUUUCUUUAAUGCAGUCAUUCAGAAUCUCUCUCAAACACAGCUCUUAAGACAGACUCUCAACAAGGUGACCCGAGAGAAAAUGAGUCUUAACAUUAAACCUGUUGCCUCGUCAGAUCUGGAGCCUAUCGUAAUGCAGUUAGACCAGCCUGGAUCCCUGACUUUGUCUAUGUGUCAACUACUCAAUGAGAUCCAGGAAACCAAGAAGGGUGUGGUAACACCACGGGAGUUGUUCACACAAGUUUGUAAAAAGGCUGCCAGGUUCAAAGGAUUUCAGCAGCAAGAUAGCCAGGAGCUGCUGCGCUACCUUCUGGAUGGGAUGCGAGCAGAGGAGAUCAAAAGAGUAAGCUCAGGGAUCACGGAGGCAUUGAAAGAAUCUAGAAAAAUCACAGAUGGAGAGCAGCUGAAAACAUUAGUUAAAGAGUAUGAGAAAAAUGGUUUUCCAAAAAACUUUGUCGACCACGUUUUUGGUGGGGAAACGACCAGCACUAUAAUGUGUCAGCAGUGCAAAACGGUGUCUGUAGUCACAGAGAUGUUUUUGGAUCUUUCCCUUCCUGUUUCGGACGAGGCAUUCAGAAAGAAGAACCAGAAAAAAUCAGUUCAGAACACUAGUGAGUCGAGCCAGGAUGGCAGAAACAGCCCUGCUUUGACAAACGGGAAUGAUGACAGUCCCACCGGGUCCAGCAGCAAGUACCAGCAGAAGAAAGCCAAGAAGCAGGCAAAGAAGCAGGCAAAGCAUCAAAAGAGGCAGCAGAAGAUUGAGGGCAGAGUCACUUUGGACAGUCUCUCAUCUCCGAGCCACACGGAGAGCAAACCGACUGAUCCUACUGCAGACGCAAAGGACGAGGAACAUUCUGACAAUGAAACGCAUGAAGAAGCCUCACUGAGUGAAGGAAAUCCUGCACAAGUCGGCGCGUCCGAACAAGACCAGAAGAACAGUGACGUGGUCCAGGAUGAGGAGGAAAACGAAGAGGACGAGGAUUCAGUGAUCGACUGCGACUCAUCAGCUACGUCAUCAGUCAACAACCGCUUUACCAUCUUAUCAGAGGAGCAGCACUCAAAGGAGAGCGUCUUCGACGAUGACAUGGAUCAGGAAGGAGAAGAGGACACGCGGCUGGUGAGCGACAUGGAGAAAGUAACCCUGGAUGAUGCCUUCAUAGAAGAGCCUGAUGCUGUGGAACAAAGCAUGGAGAUUGAAGAUGAGCCACUGGAAGCUAAAGAGUACACUGUAGUAAGUCAGGACCCGAGGCUGGCCUUCAAAACACUGGCCACCAGGACAGCCCCUGAGAAACAGGAGUGUUCAGUCCAGUCGUGCCUAUUUCAGUUCACAGCAGUGGAAACGCUCACACAGAACAACAGCCUGCUAUGUGUCACUUGCACUAAACGGCAGCCAAACAAAGACAAAGCUGGAGGAUCCAAGAAGAAUGUCUACACUGAUGCCUUGAAGCAAAUGUUGAUCUCUUCUCCCCCACCAGUGCUUACCCUUCAUUUGAAGAGAUUCCAACAAAAUGGAUACAGCAUUUGUAAGGUGAACAGACAUGUCCAAUUCCCCCUGAUACUGGAUCUAGCUCCUUUUUGUGCGGUUAAAUGUGAUAACUUGACAGAGGGAGAUUUUCAGAUUUUGUACAGUUUGUACGGUAUCGUAGAGCACAGCGGAACAAUGAGGUCAGGCCAUUACACGGCGUAUGUGAAAGCGCGACCCGAGUGCCCUAAACCCUCAUCCAACGGACUCGCAGCUGAAGGACAUGCAGAGCCACCCAGAGGAUCCUGGUUCCAUAUCAGCGACACAAGCGUUCAGCCCGUGAGCGAGAGUAAAGUCCAGAGUUGCCAAGCCUACCUCCUCUUCUAUGAAAGAAUUCUUUGAUCCGACUGUGCCUCACUACUCAGGAAACCCCAACAACCUACCUGCUGCUUCGGCUCCACAAUCUAAAACGGUUAACCAACCAGUUUUGACUCAAACUGGGCUGUGAUGAAAUGUUAUUGAUUAUGCAGAAGGGACAUUUGACAGUGUUGACAUUUUCAUCACAGUGGUUUCACAAGGUGUUUUUAAGUAUCACACAGGACCAGCUGUAUGUUUCUCACACUCACGGGAAUAUGACAAGGCGUGCCACGAAAAGUCGAGAUGGACAUUGAACAGAUUGUGGUUUAGAGUGCUGCCGAAAUGAGUCCCGAAAUCCGGAAAUGAUUUAGGAUUUUUUGCACUUCCGGUUCCUUCGUCUCAGUCGACCGUAACAGGCUUGAGAGAUUCCCGGGUUUUGUUCUACAACAUAAAAUACGUCGGUAAAUACUCCUCACGUGAAUUUUGAAGUUUUUACGAGUCUUAAAAAAGGAGGUCGCUAACAAGUGGCAAAAUGACAUGGCAGAGAUCAAACGUCAUCACACCGAACACACAAAAUCAGUUGGAGGUGUUCGUUUAUAGCCUGAUGUUAGCUUUUUACUUCUGGGGAUUGCAUUUGUACUUCAAAAAUCAUAAACGUUGUCUUAAUUUGUGAUUAUUAUCUUGCUGAACACAUUGUGUAUACAUCAAACUCCUUUUUGCCACAGAUCUUUUUUUCUGCAAUAAUUCAAAAUCUAAUGGAAAAUCCUGUUGGCUUUUUUGUCGAGGGAACCAGGGCUGACCUACAAAAAUACUUCCCUGCCGCACUCUAUUAAACAGGACCUGUAUGUCAUAUCAUGGGGCAUAUGGCAAGGUGUGCAAUGGAACCCAAGAUGGACUUGGACAGAUUGUGAUAUUGGAUUUGUACACAUGACAAAAAUCAAUUUCCAGAGAUAAAUUAAAGUUGGGGGAGAAA